CAAUAGGCUUAAGUUCACUUGACUUUAACCCAACCCAUCUACUUGUGCUCGAGUAGGGAAACCGGUAAGACUUGAGACACAGAAAACACCGUCUCAUUAGGAACACCUCACGCUUGCUUCAAGAUGUCUGUAUCAGAUUUAUCUGAUAGGAUACCUGUGCCAAAACCACGAGCAAGAUACUUGCUUGGAAUGGGUGCAUCAACAAGUGAUGGUGUUGGUCCAGAUGUUCAGGCUGAUACAAAGAUGAAUUUUGAAGAAGAGGUUAAUUACAAACAUAAGAUUAGUGUGGAAGAGCCAUUUAGUCAACUGCAUACCAUCUCUGCCUCUCCUGGCCUUCAAGAAAAUGCUGCCUCUAUAGCUUGUGAGGAUUUCACUGUGAUUCCAGUCUCACCAAAAUCUCUCAAUGAAUCUCUCAACCAAGUGUCCCCAGAUUUACCAAAAUCUCUCAGUAAGCAGCACCAGAAUUCCAACAAAGCAGGUUCUACAGACCAGAUGAUGGAUGUUCAAAUAGGGCUUGUUAGAAGCGAAGACAUGUGUCACGAUCCCAAAUCACAGAAGAACCCCGACAGGCCCAAUAAACCACGUGCUGCUACCAUUCGUGUGAGCAGAAGGAAGCAGACAUUAUCGCGGUUACAUAAGAUAGCUGCUACAUCUCAUUGUGAAAGUGUGGUGGCACAAUCCAGCUGGCUGGACGUAUGGAAGGGACGCAAGCACAAUGUCCUUUGGGCCACUCUAGAUGGUCAGCUCAUGUCACUUUGGAAAAAACGCACAGACAAGUUCACAGAAUAUGUGUUUCAUGUAACAAGCAUCACCAACAUAUGCAGGCAUGAUCACGGACACUUCUCUAUCUACUUUAGGAAAAAACACUUUGAGUUCAUGGCUCACAGUGAAGCUGUGCAAAAGGGUUGGGUGUCAUCUCUCCUUGCCUCUCGUGGGGGGGAACCAGUCGCUCCACCCAAACAGCAUGGGCCACUGACCAUGAAAGAUCCACGGAAAAAAGUGCAUGCAGCUAUCUGUGGACAUAACCUUUGGAUUUACAGCAAUAAAGAGGACUUCAGUUUAGGUCUCGGUAUGACAUAUGUAUCUAUGAAUAUAGCAUCCGUGAAGCUGACUGGCCGCCACACCUUUUGUCUCAUUACACCAUACAGGACCUUUAAUUUCUCUGCAGAAACAUCUAAAGAGGCGACUAUGUGGCUGGAUUGCCUGAAUGACGUGAUCCGCAGCGCACUGUCUUGCAGUAUGGUGGCCAAUCGGCUGUGGUCGAGUCCCUGGAAUAAAGUUUGUGCCGACUGUGGUGCUGCUAACCCUGAAUGGGCAUCUGUGAAUCUGCUGGUGGUCAUCUGCGAGGACUGCGCAGGUGAACAUAGAUCCAUGGGAAGUAACAGGUCCAAAGUGCGAAGUCUGAAACUAGAUAAUAAGGUCUGGACAGAACCCUUAAUUCAGUUGUUUGUGUUGUUUGGAAAUAAAUCUGCUAAUGGCGUAUGGGGUCAUAACAUCACUCCAGCAGAGCAGAUUGGACCUGAUGUCUCUCGGGAACUGAGGGCAGUGUUUAUUCUCUCUAAAUAUCAAAAAGGACUUUACCGCAAAGCUCAUCCACUUGCUACAAGCCAGAAACUCCUCAACCAGAGGUUGCAGGAGGUGGUUAGUGGUCCUAAUGUAGAUGAGACUCUGUCUUUGCUGUGCUCUGGGGCGAGAGUUUUGUGCACUGGCACAGAGAUCCCCUCCGCCAUCAGCAUAGCUGAGAGUUCUGGACAAGCCUUACAGACAGAACUGCUGCGACACAACGAGUUUGUGGAGGCACCUCAGUUUGACAAAGUGAGAUGUUCAGAUGAAGAAAUGGAGGAACUCCAUGGAAAGCUGGAUGAGGAACGUUUUUUGUUCUCACAAGAGAAUGAGUCAGCUGCCUGUGAUGUGCUGGAUUUAAUGGAGGUCAUCUCAGUGUUUGAUUGCUCCACACAAGGAAGUCAUGCGUUUGAGAUGUUUACACUGACAGACAGACUGACCUGCUCUGCAGAUGGGCCUGAUGCUCUCCUGGAACACAUGCUGCAUGUCAUGAAGAUUUUGCUGGGGGAUACAGCAUUGGACGAGGAUCUAGAAGGUGUCUAUGCUAUGUCCAGAGCAUCUGUACGGCAGGGUGCAUCCCUCGACUGUGUUGAAGUGUGGUGUACACUACAGACAGGAAUUCUGAAUAUAUUCACACGGCCACACUGCUCAAGAGACAAAUUGCUGUUGGGCUCUGACACACACUGCUAUCUACACCAAAAUGAGAACUGCAUCAUGCUGCAGGAUGCCGAGAGAACACUGCAUAUACAGUUUGAAUUGCAGCAAAGCUGUCUGCGGUGGUAUGAGCUUAUGCAGAGGGCCACAUGCUCAACAACAGAUGGGCACAAACAUACUGAUGCUGUGCCAUGUGCUAUAGACAGAUGCAUCUCUCACAUAACACAAUAUGGUUUGAAGGUAGAAGGUUUGUAUCGGCGCUGUGGAAUUGCUCCUCAGGUGAGUAAACUGGUGGACACCUUGCAUGUUUCUCCCAGAGAGGUUGUUCUCGGAACAGAUGAAAACUCCAUCCUGGAUGUGACGGGAGCUCUGAAACAGAUCCUACGGCAGACUAUUGAGCUUAUACCACAAAAACAGCUCUGGCUUAAAGCUGCAGCUUUGUCAGAUGAAAUGCAGAGACUCCAGGCAUAUCAUAAACUACUCAACAAACUUCCUCCCGAGAAUUUUGCAAUACUGGCAGCACUAUGUGGACAUCUACAUAAUGUGCAGUGCCACAGCCAUAUGAACUUAAUGACGACUCAUAAUUUGGCGGUGGUGUUUGUGGCUACACUGUUCCAAGAGCUCGCCAUCAACAAAGACAUGAUAAAACUCACCAGAGAGCUGAUCAUACACCACACAAUGCUUUUCAUGAGCCAGGGGGAGACAGAUGAAAAAAUCAUUACUGUUUUCUGAAGAACUCACAGCUUUUCAUAACAUCUCAUAAAUGGAGAGGUCUUUUGACAAUAUGUUUGCUGUUGUUUUGCUAUUGUCGAGUUCACACGGCAUGAUUUUAGCUCAGAUUUGCAUUGCAACAAAAAUUAUUUACCUCCAACUCUCUUUGCAGAACAGACCUUGCUCAUUAUCUUUGUUUACUUUUCACUGCAAAUAAGUGUAAGCUUCUUGCAGGCUAUCGUUUUUUUUUUACAACAACUCCAGUCUCACACAUGAUUUUAGGUUUUUCCAGUAUCACUUCCUGCAUGUAUUUGGUUAUGAAACGUGGUUUGAUGACCAGACAAAGCUGUCUGCGAUUCAUCCUGUUGUAAAGUCAUGCAAUGUGUAACUCCUCUGUUGCUGAUCCAUUGAGCAAUGUGCAGCUACUUAAUUCUGUGUGCAAUGUAGUCACGCAGUGUGUUUUUGUUUCGGCAUAAAACAAAAUGAUGAUACUGCUCCUGUGAAAACCGUGCAAUGUGAACUCGGAAUAAAACAAAAUGAUGAGACUGCUCCUGUGUGAAAACUAGAAAAACUAGAAAGAAUACAGACAAAUAUAAAGCGCUGCAUCAUCUAUAUACAAAUAAACAUGACUAGAAAAAAUGUAAGAAUGUUUUUAUGUCAUUAAACGUCAUUUUAACUAAA
Triplophysa rosa is the source of this 3609-nucleotide messenger RNA. Its product is annotated as arf-GAP with Rho-GAP domain, ANK repeat and PH domain-containing protein 1-like. The transcript is spliced from 23 exons. The coding region runs from base 124 to 2949 and encodes 941 amino acids. Gene Ontology annotation, biological process: signal transduction. The record is from RefSeq and is a predicted model, not a curated record. Lineage: Eukaryota; Metazoa; Chordata; Actinopteri; Cypriniformes; Nemacheilidae. Gene Ontology annotation, molecular function: GTPase activator activity.